CCGCCCACAAGUGCGUAGCCACCCCACCCGCCGCCGUCCUCCUCAUAUGAACAUGUCCUAAGUUUGCCGCCGCAUGCAAACGCACCUCGCAAGGCACGGCGAAGCUCCGGGUAUGUAUAGCUUGUGAUGUCUGCGUCGUCCUUGCCUUGACACCGAGGCCAAACCAGCCAUGCGAGCAUCCGUCUCCGCCUCCUCCGCGCAACCUUGCUUGCCGUGCUUGCACAGCCAUGGAAACGGCAGGGCGGUCGCCGCCGCCUAUGCCGUGGCGGCGUGCCUUGUGGCGGUGACCUUCUUGGCGCUGGCUGCCCUGGACCCCAGGGCGCAAGCUUCCAGCUGGUUCUUGUCGUCGUCGUCGUCUUCCUCCCUCUCCUCUUUCUCCUCCUUGCAGCCGAGCGGAGGUGGCGGUGCCUCUGAGCACCUGCUGGUCACAUCCAGCUCGUACUCCGACGACGGCGACAGCAGGAACAGCACCGGCAAGGAGGUGCACGAGGAGGUGCAGGUUGGUGGUGAUGACCUCCUGCUGUCCUUGAUCAACCCCAGCUCCGGCCGUGGCGCGCCUCAGCUCUCCGUCACGCCGCCGACCGCCGCACCGGAACUGGAACCGACGCCGGCCGCACUGGCUCCACCUGCAGCGACGGAAAGUUCAGAUGAGGUGAUCGAAGCCACACCACAGGUGCCGAGGAGAAGGGAUGUAAAAUUGGAGAGAUUAGAACUUGGUCUGGCCAAAGCUCGGUCGGCGAUAAUGGAAGCUAUCAAGAACAAAGACAAGAGGCCUCCGUUGGCUGACAAAGAUUAUGUGCCAAUGGGGCCGAUCUACAGGAAUGCCUAUGCAUUUCACAGGAGCUACUUGGAAAUGGAGAAGCUGUUCAAGGUGUAUGUGUACGAGGAAGGCGAGCCGCCGGUGUUCCACGACGGGCCAUGCCGCAGCAUAUACUCGACGGAGGGCAGGUUCAUCUACUCCAUGGAGAUGGAGAGCCGGCUGCGGACCAGGGACCCGGACCUCGCCCACGCCUUCUUCCUCCCCUUCAGCGUCGUCAAGAUGGUGAAGAUGAUCUACGAGCCCAACUCGCACGACAUGGGCCCGCUCAAGCGCACCAUCUCCGACUACAUCGGCGUGCUGUCCGCCAAGUACCCGUACUGGAACCGCAGCCUCGGCGCCGACCACUUCAUGCUCUCCUGCCAUGACUGGGGGCCGUAUGUGUCGUCGGCGAAUGGUCAUCUAUUUGGCAACUCCAUCCGGGUGCUGUGCAACGCCAACACGUCGGAGGGCUUCAACCCGUCCAAGGACGUGUCCCUGCCGGAGAUCAACCUCCGCACCGACGUCGUGGACCGGCAGGUUGGUGGCCCCUCGGCGUCGCGCCGCCCGAUCCUGGCCUUCUUCGCCGGCGGCAACCACGGCCCCGUCCGGCCGUCGCUGCUGGCGCACUGGAAGGGGAAGGGGCAACCCGACGUGCAGGUGAGCGAGUACCUGCCCCGCGGCGUGUCGUACACGGACAUGAUGCGGCGGAGCCGCUUCUGCCUGUGCCCCGGCGGGUACGAGGUGGCGUCCCCGCGGCUGGCGGAGGCCAUCUACCUGGAGUGCGUGCCCGUCGUGGUGGACGACGGCGAGUACGCGCUGCCGUUCGCGGACGUGCUCAACUGGGACGCGUUCGCCGUGCGGCUCCGCGCCGCCGACAUCCCGCGGCUCCGGGAGGUGCUCUCCGCCGUGUCGCCGCGGCACUACAUCCGAAUGCAGCGGCGGGUUCGGGCGGUGCGGCGGCACUUCAUGGUGCAUGGCGGCCCGCCGCGCCGGUACGACGCGUUCCACAUGAUCCUGCACUCGGUCUGGCUCCGGAGGCUCAACGUCAGGAUCGCCGCGCGGGGCUAGCUGAUUUCUCCUCGGAGCUUGGCACGCACCUGCUAGCUGACAGAUGACGCGGUCUGAUUGUCUGUGUUAAACACUGUGAUGAAGAGUGAGUUCCUUGGGUUGUUGGUGUAAAUUUUGAGUGGGGGUUGGAGGAAUCUUGGAGCUGCAUUUUGGAAAUGAAAUGGUUGACAUCCAUCUUCAAAAAAAGAAGAAAAAAAGGAGAAACGGUGCACUAGAACAUGGUUUCUUGCAGUCUGUUUCAGUGCAACCUGCACACACAGACACAACUAAGGGGACGGUGCACUGUAUAAAAUCGG
Messenger RNA from Panicum hallii, 2163 nucleotides. RefSeq names its product probable glycosyltransferase At5g03795. NCBI's taxonomy places the organism in Eukaryota, Viridiplantae, Streptophyta, Magnoliopsida, Poales, Poaceae. Gene Ontology annotation, molecular function: glycosyltransferase activity. The transcript has 4 exons. The record is from RefSeq and is a predicted model, not a curated record. Bases 170 to 1867 code for a protein of 565 amino acids.